AUGGCGUACGGGCCCCCACCUCCGCUCCCAGGCCAGGGGGCCCCCACCUCCGCUCCCAGGCCAAGGGGACCCCACCUCCGCUCCCAGGCCAAGGGGACCCCACCUCCACUCCCAGGCCAGGGGGCCGGGGCUUUCUGCCCCGAGGGGCGCGGGGGCGCGGGGCGCGAACUGGAGCGCAGGGGCAAGAUUCCCGAAACGUGGGCUGGCGGGGCAGCCGCGAUCCUCCCACCUCCAGCGCCGAGGGCGGGCGGCUGGUGGGGGCGGCGGCUGCGGGCCCGCAGGCGGACCGGGGGUCGCAGUACCGCCGGCAUCUACGUCCAGGGGUGCCUGGGUUUGGGGGUUCACCAGCAGAAGGAGGACGAAAGCCCACCUGGGGAGGAAAAGCCCACUCUCGGGACUCCUCUGCCUGCUCGCCGGCCGUCUGGGGUCGAGCCGAAGAGUAACACGUGGAUCCGGGCGGGGCCAGGUGCCCGCGGCCGUGACCUUCCCACCGCUCCGCCCACGCGCUUCGCGGGAGCGCAGGCUUCGGGCGGCCGGGCCCCGGGGGCAGAACCGUCGCCGCAGCCUCUCUACGCCUCCCAGGUCCGCAGAGGCCGCUUCGCCAGCCGCUCUGGAAGCCUCGAGUCGGCCUGGCCUCAAGAAGACGAGCCCGAAGGCCCAAGGCGACCCCGCAACUCUGAAGAGCUGUGCCUUGCGCAGCACGCAGGGUCCCCAGCAGACCCGCGCAGUGGCAGUGACGGCAGCGGGUUCCCCCAGAUGCCCCUGCACAGACCCCCGCGGCGCCCCGCCCGCAGCGAGGGCGCGUCCUCAGCUCUAGGGAGCGGGGUGCCGGCGGGUCACCCCGCGGGCCCCACGGAAGGCCCCACCGGGGCGCGCGCGCGCUGCGCUUCCCACCAGGCGGACACGCUCAACUGA
Messenger RNA from Hyaena hyaena (striped hyena), 915 nucleotides. RefSeq names its product basic salivary proline-rich protein 2-like. The transcript is spliced from 4 exons. Lineage: Eukaryota; Metazoa; Chordata; Mammalia; Carnivora; Hyaenidae. The record is from RefSeq and is a predicted model, not a curated record. Bases 1 to 915 code for a protein of 304 amino acids.